AAUAUUUAAAUCAAAACUUAAAAAAUCAUGGAAAACUGUACUCCUUAAUUUAAUUGGUUAAUGGUUCUGUAGAGGGCAGCACGAUGUUCCAGUAUUUUGCCCUUCAAUUUCAAAAAUAUUGUUUACAAACAUUUCUAACUUAAAAUUAAUUAACGCAACAAAUUAAUAUCGUCCCAGACCCGCACUAUAGUUUAAAGUAAGUAAAUAAUGAACCCAGGAUAAAACAUUCGACGAUUCAAAGUUUAAUAAAAUCUGACCAAAGUGACAUAACCUCACUGUUCGCGGGAUAACCGGCUAGUUUGAAAAUAUGGAGGAUAGUUUGCAGUCAUCCCAAAAGGCCGUUAAAAAUCUCAGCGACGAAUUGGACAGUUUGCUCGAUAAUCUCGAUCAAGUGGUGUCAUCGUCGAGUUCCCUCAUCGACAAUCAAGACUUGAUACAAGCAACUGUGACAUCGCAGAAAAUCGAUCUGGGCAGUCCGGAUGCGGUGGAGACGUUCGUGAACAUAAAGAAUGUGGCUGACAAAAUUUUGUUGAUGGACGAUGACUCAGAGGUGGCACGAAAAGUUUGGCCUGAGACUUCGUCGGAAUAUCUGAGGCAGGCGGAGGAGAAGAUUCGCGAGCUGGACUCGGCCACGGACACGGUUUUGAAAGCAAUGGCCCAUCUACGCGUUGCCAUAAUGGGGGACAAAUGUAAACACGGGACACUGGAAUCAACCAAGAGUGAAAGAAGUGAAACUGAUGUCAGUACUUUUGAUAAUGCUGUAACAUCAUCCCCACUUGAGAAGAAGUAAGUGAUUUUGUUUAUCAGAGUCAAAAAUGUUUGCUACUGUAUCUUAUAAAUGACUUUAGGAAAGUAUUCAACACAAAAUAUAUAAAGUAGGAUUUUUAGUUAAAACUAUUUUUGUAGAAAUUUUAAUAAAACAAAUUGAAUUUUAA
Messenger RNA from Aethina tumida (small hive beetle), 935 nucleotides. RefSeq lists its product as uncharacterized. Bases 308 to 790 code for a protein of 160 amino acids. The transcript is spliced from 3 exons. The record is from RefSeq and is a predicted model, not a curated record. NCBI's taxonomy places the organism in Eukaryota, Metazoa, Arthropoda, Insecta, Coleoptera, Nitidulidae.